AUGCAUGGUUAUGGAUCGAUUACUCUUGAUGAUCCAUAUUCACUGUCAAAUAAUAUUAAUAAUAAUAAGCAAAAUUAUGAUGACGAUGAUGAUCAAGUAUUUGUAUCAGCACGAGCAGCUCAUUUUAUAUUUCCAUCAAUAGCUUUUAUGACUCCGGCAACUCGCUCAUAUGAAACCGUAAGUCAUGCUCCAAUAGAACGUCAAUUAUUUGGACGAAAACAUCAUUGGGAUACAUAUUUUGGUCGACGUCGAUAA
Rotaria sp. Silwood1 is the source of this 255-nucleotide messenger RNA. Lineage: Eukaryota; Metazoa; Rotifera; Eurotatoria; Philodinida; Philodinidae. The record is from the annotation of a GenBank genome assembly.